AUGCUGGCCCACAAGGAGACACUUGGUAGGAAAAGUGUUACAAGAUGCUGCCAUUUCUUCUGCUGCUGCUUCUUUCAGCCCUCACUCCAGCUUCAGCCUGGAUUCCUGUGGAGGACUGGGAGUCUGGCAAUGUGACAACAUCAGUGGGUGAGUCUGGUCAGUGCCUUUGUCAUGUGUAUUUGCCUGAGACCAUCUUCCCUGUAGACCGGGUUCAGCAUAUGCAACAAGUCAGCAAGGAUCUGAUCCUGGAAGUGGACAUUCAACUGAACAAGAUUGAGGGCUACCAGGGUAAGCUGGAGGUCUAUCUAAAGGAACUGGCGGCCCUGAGCUUACGAGUGGCCAUGUUGGAGAGCAGUGCUGACAAUUACAUCAAACUGGACUUUGAGAUGCUCAGGAUCGAGCUCAGAGAGUUCGAGGCUCUGGUGUCUCAACUCAAAGAGUCCCUAAACUCCUCCUCGCCCAUGUUCGACAGCCUGUACACUGAGAUCCGCAACAUGACCCUUAUUGUGAACCAACUGGAGACAUACGACAAGAGCAACCUGCAGGUGAUCCGCAUUGAGUUUGCUAAACUGCAGAAGAAGCUAGAGGAGUGCCAGAAGGAGCAGGAGUACAUCGAGCCGGAUAUUGGCAACUGCAAUCAUACAGGAAUCCUGAGCAUCAGCAAGCCAUUGGUGGUCCAACUGAAUGCUCAUUUGAGCCCGGGAUACCAAUAUGGUGGCUGGGGAAAAGACUCCAAACCAGUUAGAGGCACUGAGUCAAUGUACUGGUACGGUGCUUAUAGCGGCCCCUAUGUGCACGACUUCUAUCAGUAUGCUGACUAUGAAAAGCUGCUUCUCAGGUCUAAUUCCAAAUACCAUGACUUAGCAUGGUCAGGUUUUGGUAACAAUUACAUAGUUCGUGGUAACACCAUGUAUUAUCAAAUCAACAAUCCUUUCAGCAUGGGCAAACUAAAUCUGACCAGUUCUGCAAAAGACUACCGCGUGAUUCCAUCGGCAAGUCAAAGGUUCUCGUACAGUUACUCAGACAAUCAGAACCUGGAUUUUGCAGCUGAUGAAACAGGAUUGUGGGUAAUGUAUGCCUCUGAGGAGAGCAAAGGUAAAAUAGUCCUAGCUAAAAUUGAUGAGAAAUCGUUUGGCAUCGAGGAUGUGAUAAGCACUGGUGUGUACAAGCAAAGGGCUGGUAAUGCUUUCAUGGCCUGUGGAGUCAUGUAUGUCACCAGGCCAGUGGAUGUGACCACAGAAGAGAUCUUCUACGCCUUUGACAGUAAGACCAGGGAGGAGAAAAACCUGAGCAUUCGCUUCCCCAAGUUCCAGGAGAAAUACUUCAACCUGGACUACAAUCCCACUGAUCAGAAGCUCUACAUGUACAACAACGGCUACUAUGUGUCCUACAAUGUGAGGUUCAAUAAAGAUUAAGUCCUUUUGUCUUUGUGAUCCAUCGUUUUGUGAUUAACACGAUUGAUCUGUUUUGAAUCACGCUGCCCCGGGAGAUCUAUAUAUCUACCAAAAUCUUUUCUUGAAUAAAAUCAAACUGAAGCAUUCAAAA
This is a messenger RNA of Labrus bergylta (ballan wrasse), 1545 nucleotides long. It is a transcript of the gene olfm4.2, whose product is annotated as olfactomedin 4, tandem duplicate 2. The record is from RefSeq and is a predicted model, not a curated record. NCBI's taxonomy places the organism in Eukaryota, Metazoa, Chordata, Actinopteri, Labriformes, Labridae. Gene Ontology annotation, biological process: signal transduction.